This is a messenger RNA of Sinocyclocheilus rhinocerous, 2341 nucleotides long. RefSeq names its product angiopoietin-like 1b (gene angptl1b). Gene Ontology annotation, molecular function: protein-macromolecule adaptor activity; extracellular matrix structural constituent. The coding region runs from base 122 to 1582 and encodes 486 amino acids. NCBI's taxonomy places the organism in Eukaryota, Metazoa, Chordata, Actinopteri, Cypriniformes, Cyprinidae. The transcript has 6 exons. Gene Ontology annotation, biological process: fibrinolysis; blood coagulation, common pathway; positive regulation of heterotypic cell-cell adhesion. Gene Ontology annotation, cellular component: fibrinogen complex. The record is from RefSeq and is a predicted model, not a curated record.
UGUCCUGUUUCUCUGGAGGUUGAUCAGAAGAUGCAGAAGGAGAGACUCCAACAGACGGAGGAUCGUCAGUCUGACAGACAGAACGCAGAGAGUUCAUGGGCUAGAUCUCUUCUCUGCUGCUAUGAGUCCUCAUGCCUGGAUCUUUUGCGUCCUUCUCUGCAUCCUCACAUGUGCACGGAGCAAGAGUGCAUACAAAGGGCCCGUCCUGAGCCGAAAGCGGAGGCUUGUAGAGGAUGCAGCCAAUGGGGCCCCGAGAAAGUGCUCUUAUACAUUCUUGGUCCCAGAGCAGAAGAUCACAGGGCCGAUCUGUGCCAGCCAGGGCCCUUCUCUCCCAGAUAAAGAGCGUGUGACGCAGUCGGACAUAGCUGAUGUCCGGGAGCUCUUGACCAAGCAGAGACGUGAAAUGGACACACUCCGGAUGAUCGUGGACGUGGAUGGAAACAUGGUCAAUGAAAUGAAACUUUUACGCAAAGAGUCGCGCAACAUGAACUCCCGCGUCACACAGCUUUACAUGCAGCUGCUGCACGAAAUCAUUCGCAAGCGUGAUAAUUCACUGGAGCUGGUGCAGCUGGAGGGACGGAUCCUCAACAGCACGACAGAGGCGCUGCGGUUGUCUGCCCUCUACAGGGAGCUGGAGGUGCGCUUCUCCUCGCUGGCCGCACUGGUCAAUAACCAGUCGCUGCUGAUCGCAGCUUUGGAGGAGCGAUGCCUGCAGGUGUACGGGAAUCACAGACGAGAGCCGCUGCCUCCGCCUCUCGUGCAGGUCGUGCCUGAGAACAUCCCCGUGUACGUGCCUCGCUUCUCUAAUGAGAUCCAGAGGAGUCAAGGCUGGCCCGUUCCAGAGGACAGGAGUCCCAGGACGGCUCCGGCACCCACAGGAGGCUUGCUGGACCUGCAGCAUCCUCCUCAGGGGAAUGUCAGUCUGGAGGGUCCAUUUCGGGACUGUCUUCAGGCGAUGCAGGCUGGACACUCCACCAGCGGGACGUAUCUUCUGAAGCCGGACGGGACGGAGACACCUGUACAGGCCUGGUGUGAGCAUGAUGUAGACAGAGGCGGCUGGACGCUUAUCCAGAGGAGGAAAGAUGGAUCUGUCAACUUCUUCAGGAACUGGGACAGCUAUAAGAAAGGCUUUGGUGAUGUGGAUGGUGAACACUGGCUGGGUCUGGAAAACAUCUAUAACCUGGGCAAACAGGAAGACUACAAGCUGCUGGUGGAGCUGGAGGACUGGAUGGGGAAGAAGGUUUACGCAGCCUACAGCAGCUUCCACCUGGAGCCCGAGAGCCAGGCGUACCGUCUGCGUCUGGGAACCUACCAGGGCAACGCUGGGGAUUCACUGAGCAGCCAUAACGGCAAACAGUUCACCACGCUGGACCAUGACAAUGACGCCUUCUCAGGUAACUGUGCUCAUUUCCACAAGGCUGGCUGGUGGUACAGCGCCUGCGGUCAGGCCAAUCUGAACGGCGUGUGGUACUCUGGAGGAGUCUAUCGCAGCCGCUUUCAGGACGGCGUAUUCUGGGCCGAUUAUGGAGGGGGGUUUUACUCCAUGAAGUCUGUGCGUAUGAUGAUCAGACCCAUCGACUGAAGACGGACGGACAAAUGAAAGUGUAUCAGCACCAUUUUGUAAUUAAACUUUAUUUCAGUCUUCUUAGUGUCAUACUUUAAGCACAUUUUGGCAAACCAUAUCCACAACAAGAAGAUGUUUGACAGGGUUUUUCAUGAUUAGAAAUAAAUCAUAAAAACAUCUGUGAUGACUACACGGCAAAACGUGGUACAUCUAACUGCUACCUUUUUCUACAUGAUUUAACCCAUAAAAAUAAGCUUUGUUGGUAUAAAUGAAUGUAUUUAGGUUAAUUCAGUGAUAUCAGUUUUUCUCGAUGCAUCAUGAGCUUUCCAGUGAGAACAUAAUGUAACAAGAUUUUGAUUUAACAUCGGAAGCUUUGUUUAAAUGUUCUAAUUAUUACAGUAGUGCAUUCAACUCCAAAUAAUGUGCGUCAUUCUGUCAUUUUGAUCAAAGAAAAAGUCUCUAGAAACGUUCAAACAUGUAUUUAAUACACAUUUAGGUGAAAUAAAGCCGUCCAUACACCACAGUUUCUCCCACCUCACGUCUUCUGUUUGGAGGAACCAGGGUAUAUUUUGUUGGCUUUAUAGAUGUUAUAUGAGCAGAAGAACAGAGCACAGAAGCACAAUGAGAAGCAUUGCUGGGCUCUAGACGGCAGUGCAUGGAGAAAGUGUGUAAGAGGAACCGCUGGAUGGAAACGGGCCACAUGUCUGUAGUUGUUGUGUGUUUUUCCUUCUCCUCCAUCAGUCCAGCUACUGGCUAAUGCACAUGUUCUCUGUGCAG